Heterocephalus glaber (naked mole-rat) is the source of this 2941-nucleotide messenger RNA. RefSeq names its product short chain dehydrogenase/reductase family 42E, member 2 (gene Sdr42e2). Lineage: Eukaryota; Metazoa; Chordata; Mammalia; Rodentia; Bathyergidae. Gene Ontology annotation, molecular function: oxidoreductase activity, acting on the CH-OH group of donors, NAD or NADP as acceptor. The record is from RefSeq and is a predicted model, not a curated record. Gene Ontology annotation, biological process: steroid biosynthetic process.
AGUUUGUGGCCUGCAUGGCUCUGUAGAGGAUGAAGCCCAGCCCCACAGGCUCCUCCCCAGAGACCUGCAGAGCUGCAGGCCAGGACGAGAAGAGCUGCCCUGUCUGCCAGGCCUGGGGAGGGGUCUUAGGUCCAGGCUCUGGCUUGAGGUCAGGGCCGGGGCCCAGGCCCGGUGUGGUUCUGGGGUCUGGGCCAGGACCUGGUGCUGUUUUGGGGCCAGGAUCUGGGUUGGUACCCAGUCCAGGAGCUGCCCCGUUACCUGAGCCAGAGUCUAGGUCAGUGUCUGGGCCAGGAGCAGGGCCUGGGGCCAGGCGAGGCUCUGGGUCUGGACCCAAACCCGACGAAUCGACAACCCCAGCACCAGCAGCAGGGCAGAAGACGCAAGCCAAGCCCGGACAGGCCCCCAGGCGGAAGGUUCUGGUGACCGGAGGAGGAGGCUAUCUGGGCUUCAGCCUGGGUUCCAGCCUGGCCGAGAGAGGCACUUCUGUCGUCCUGCUCGACCUCCGCAGACCCCAGUGGGAGCUGCCCCCGAGGACUGAGUUCACCCAGGCUGACGUCCGAGAUGAGGAAGCUCUGUACCGGGCCUUGGAAGGGGUGGACUGCGUCUUCCAUGCGGCCUCCUGUGGGAUGUCCGGUGCUGAGAAGCUGCAAAAAGAACAGAUUGAGUCUAUAAAUGUUGGAGGCACCAAGCUAGUGAUCGAUGUCUGUGUCCGCCGGCGGGUUCCGAGGCUCGUCUACACCAGCACUGUCAAUGUGGCAUUCGGGGGGAAGCCCAUAGAGCAGGGUGAUGAGGACUCCGCGCCAUACUUCCCACUGGACAAGCACAUGGACCACUACUCCCGAACCAAAGCCAUCGCCGACCAGUUGACCCUGAUGGCUAACGGGACUCCUCUCCCAGGAGGAGGGACUCUUAGGACCUGUGUCCUCCGGCCCCCAGGGAUUUACGGCCCCGAAGAGCAGAAGCACCUGCCCCGAGUUGCGAGCUAUGUCAAGAAGAGGCUGUUCGUGUUCCGAUUUGGGGACCGGAGGGCAAGGAUGAACUGGGUCCACGUGCGCAAUCUGGUGCAGGCACACGUGUUGGCGGCCGAGGCCCUCACCGCAGCCAAGGGCUACGUGGCCAGUGGCCAGGCGUACUACAUCAACGACGGGGACAGUGUCAACCUCUUCGAGUGGAUGGCCCCACUGGUAGGUGUGGGGACACCAGCCCCUCUCACAGGGAGAAUCUGGAGUCCCGUCUUCGGUCCCCUCACCUUCCCUGCUUCCAGAACAGUCCGAGCCCUCACCUUGGAACUGCCUGCUUCCCGAUCUCUACUGGCUUCUGGCCCUCUGGGCCUUUUGUUGUUUUGUCCGUUUAUUUGCCCUGCUAGGGAUGGAGCCCAAGGACUUGCAUAUGCUAAACAAGGGAUGCUAAGCAAGUGCUCUGCCCUUGAGCUUCAUCCCCAGCCUGCCUGUGGGCUUUUGCUUGUGAUCCACCAGCCUGGGUGUGGAGGCCCUGAAAGAGGUCUGAAGAAAGUGCCCAAAGCACAGAGGAAGGUGUUCAGGCCUGGGCUCCUGGGAGAGCUCUGGGAGAACUCUGGCUUCCUCCCUUAGUAGCCCACAGACUCCUGCAGGGCCCAGGUCUGCGCAGAAGGGGUAGAGCAGAAAUCCCAGGCUGGAGGCCACCUCCCCCAGCUCACACAUUCCCUCCUCAAAGUCGCCUUCCAAAUGGGCUGAGCCAGCCUGAUGUAGCCAGCAAGAGAUUCUUGUCUCUGGCUCUGGUAACCUCCAGAGGUUUGGGUUUGUUUCGUUUAAAUCACGAGUUUAUGGAGAUGUAACUCACAAACCAUGCAAUUCACCAAUUUUAAGCAUACAAGUCGGUGAUUUUCAGUUUAUUCAGAGUUGUCGAACGAUUACCGUCAUUAAUUUUAAAUCAAGUCAUCAUCCUCAGAUAAACAAAACAAACCUGUAUCUAUCAGCAGUCAGUAACCCACCCCGAAGCAAGGACAAAGCUUUCUGUCUGUAGAUUUCCUUAGUCUGGACAUUUCCUGUAAAUGGAAACAUGCAAUGUAUGACCUUGUGGGUUUGCUUCUUUGCCUUAGUUUUCAAGUUUGAUCUGUGUUGUGGCGUGUAUCAUGCUGUGUUUUAAAUUUCAUUCCAUUUUAUUGCCAAAAAUAUUCCAUUCUAUGGCUAUAUCACCUACUGUUUUAUCUAUUCGUCAGUUGAUGGAAGUAUGGGUUCUGCACUUUGGGGCUGCUGUGAACACUGUACAUUUCUGUGGACCCAUGUUUUCAGUUCUCUUAGAUAUAUACCUUGGAGGGUUGCUGGGUUGCAGGUAACUCUAACCAUUUUUAGAGGAACUACCAAACUCUUGUCUACAGGAGCUGCAGUAUUUUGCAUGUCCGCGCAGUGUAACAGGCUCCCUUUUCUCCUCAUCCUGCCAACCCUUGCUAUGAUCUGCCUUUACGACCUGGAGAAGUUUUACGCCAGUGAGGAGCUCAGUUCAUCCCUCGCAAGCCUGUCCCUUCAUGCAUCUCCUACCACCUUCUCACACUUACUAAUGUUUCCCUUUAAUAGAAAAGUCCAUUCUAGAAAAAUCAGACACGACUUAAGUGCCCGAGAGUGUCUUUAGGUGUGGGAAGAUAUAAAUAAUAAUCAAAUGAUGUGAAUGGUCCUGGGUUAAAAACCACCCACACACUCAGUUCCUACUCAAGUUGUCCAGAACAAGGAGUAAAUUUCGAGACUGGUGGGGACGUGGGGCUGGCUUCAGGCUCUGCUCCUGUGGGCCAGUGGGGGGUCCUCGGCCAGGGCAGGUUACAGAAAGCAGGUGGUCUUUCCACGCCAGCCCCUGAGCAACCUGUUCUCAUCUCAGACCAUAUUCCCUUGCAGUUUGAGAAGCUGGGAUACAGCCAGCCCUGGGUCCAGGUACCUACUUCAUGGGUUUACCUGACAGGUAAGGAGAGGCA